Messenger RNA from Micropterus dolomieu (smallmouth bass), 2177 nucleotides. RefSeq lists its product as uncharacterized. Bases 3 to 1040 code for a protein of 345 amino acids. The transcript is spliced from 8 exons. Lineage: Eukaryota; Metazoa; Chordata; Actinopteri; Centrarchiformes; Centrarchidae. The record is from RefSeq and is a predicted model, not a curated record.
ACAUGUCCGUUAGUGGCGUUACAGUGAAGUUAAAAGUGAAGUUUAAAAUUCAGGUGACAAACAUGAAGCUUCUUCCUCUCGUGUGUCUCUGUCUGAUGGCUCGGUCUGAAACAAUGUUUGCUGAUGAACAAGCAGGUGCAGCUCCAAAGCCAUAUGUGAUCACGCUCCGUCAAACGAAGGACUGGGCCCUGCUGCAGUGUGAAGUUCGAGGUGCUUUUCCAAAACCUACAGUAGAGUGGCAGGACAGUGCUGGAAACAAAUUUCCUGGUGAGGAGCCACAGGUCUCAGAAAGAGGAGGCAGCUUCUACAUCACCCUCCAAACUACUGUGAUGAAGACCGACCGCUAUCGCUGUGUAGCCACACAGGAGGAGAUCAAACAUCAGAUUUAUGCCGAGACUCACGUAUAUAUCCAUGAGUCCUCCACUGGAUGGAUAGUUGCUGUUGUAGUUCUUGCUGUUGUUCUUCUUCUUCUAGCUGUAUUUCUAUCGUGGUAUCGUAAGAGGUCCUACACUGAGUCCCCCACUGGACUGGAUGUUGCUGUUGACCUUGUUGUUCUUGCUGUUGGCGUUCUAGCUCUUCUUCUAUUAUGGGGUUAUCAGAGAGGGUCCUACACUGAGUCCCCCACUGGACUGGAUGUUGCUGUUGACCUUGUUGUUCUUGCUGUUGGCGUUCUAGCUCUUCUUCUAUUAUGGGGUUAUCAGAGAGGGUCCUACACUGAGUCCCCCACUGGACUGGAUGUUGCUGUUGACCUUGUUGUUCUUGCUGUUGGCGUUCUAGCUCUUCUUCUAUUAUGGGGUUAUCAGAGAGAGUUCCCCCAAGAGUAUUCCACUGAAUGGGUUGUUGCUGUUCUCUGCACUGUUUUGGUUGGUGUUCUAGCUGUAUCUUUAGUCCGGAAAUGGGCACUACACUAUCUGAGAGGACCAAGGUUCAUCAGCGUGGAAGAAGACUGUGACGCUACUUUUUGCUGUUCCUUCAGCCCCAUGAAGAACAUUGAGAAUGAUUCUCAAUGGCACACUUUCACAGAAGUGGAUGAAAGAUGAUCAGGACAUAUUCAUGUAUGAUAACGGCAAUGUUUCAGUUCAAGAUUAGUUAAAAGGUCGCGUCUCACAUUUUCCAAAUAAACUGAAGUCCAGCAACGCCUCCAUCAAGAUCAAAAAAAUGACAGUGUCUGACCGUGAAGUCUACACCUGUGAAUUUCCAAAUCUUCAGCCAAGACAAAAAGCCUGCAUCAGUAUUAAGGCCCCUUCAGUGUAUUAUCAAGACCUGCUUCUACAAGGACUCAAAAUCUAAAAAAGUCAAUAAGGUCCGAGCUUAUCGAUACCAGUAGCAUACUUGUGGAUCCCAUAAUUGAACGUUAUGUCUAGUAGGCAUUUGUAUUGAAACAGAUUUAAUCUCAGUUCCGAUUAUAAAAACAAAUUAAGAUAAAAUGAUUAUUGUGCCGCAUGCCAUUUCACUAUAACACAAAUUUUGUAUUUUAGGUUAUUAUAAAUCCAGCGCACACUUUCCUUUACAGCUGCGGCCGCCGCCGUUGCCAACAGCCUGAAACUCCCUCCCAGCCAGGCUGAUGACGGGUCAUAACUGCUAAAACUUUGUCACCAUUAUUAGCUUUAGCCUACAGCAUUUUACACUACAGAUAUAAGACUAGCGGAAUUUUCCAUAUUAAAUAUUAUUUAUACUUGUGCUAAACCAGGUGUGUUCAGUGUUGUGUUACCUCUUCCAUGUUUGUAAAAUGUCCACUGCUUCUUCUAACAUAAUACCUGAUUUAUACUUUUCUUAUUUACUGGUCGUUGAAGUCGCUGCAUCUCCUGACAGAACACCGCGGUUGAAUUUCAGCGUUAUGUUAAGUAACAGGUAAUCAAGUAUUCUACAGAUUAUAUCUUGUAUUUUAGCUUGAAAUAUUCCCAUUCUUUGGACACUUUGUCUUUUUCUCUGGCCUGUCUCUUCUUCGUCCUUCUCUAUUCUCUCUCUCUCUUCCUCCAUUUUGCAAUCCACACCAUCAAAAUGCAUCACCUUCACUUUUCCACAGCUUAAGUGCGUUCUGCAACAGUAAUAAUCGUCUGUGUAGAUGCUUUUGAAAGUUAAUGUUGGAUUACUAUUUCUUAUUUGUGGGAGUUUGGGGUAAUGCACAAUCAUUUAAAAAUAAUGAAGCAUUAAAUUUUAAAUGUUUUAUAAAUGCA